This is a messenger RNA of Gamsiella multidivaricata, 544 nucleotides long. RefSeq lists its product as uncharacterized. The record is from RefSeq and is a predicted model, not a curated record. The transcript has a single exon. Lineage: Eukaryota; Fungi; Mortierellomycota; Mortierellomycetes; Mortierellales; Mortierellaceae. The annotation marks the transcript as partial.
CUAGAAGAGCCCGAAGUCCUCUGGUCUUGUGCAUGUGACCACCGUCCAAUCACAGAGAUACAAAUCUCUGACAAUGCGCGUGAAUAUCGAGUACUUCUCCGUUGUUCCAUCCUCGAGAGUGAUCCUGUCUUCGAAUCGGAGGAGCAUAUCCAGCUCGCUCUGGGUCUCGACUGCGAUGCGGAAGGCUGCCUCGCCUGUGGGCAACUUGAUGCGGGACGGGCCUUCUGUGCAGUGAACAGAAGCACACAGGAGGAUAUCCUGCAGUUCGGAUUUCUUUUCCGCGGCGGUGUUGCCGUGGAUGCUAUCCAGGUGGAUCGAUGCCGCGAAAAAUCGGUCUCGGGCACGUUGGACUUCGAUCCACUCCUCCUGAGCCUCUUGCUCCAUGGAUUCAUCCUCCAUGGCUACCGCCUCGGCGACGUCUUCGUGCUGUUUAGCGUUCAUGGCUUUAAGCCCCAUCUUGGGGCUGUAGAUAAUGGCGACGGUCGGUGGCAGUGCAGUUCCUGAAGGACCUCCAGGAUUGGGCAGUGCAGCUGAGGUGGUGGCC